Molecule: messenger RNA, 834 nt
Organism: Candidozyma auris
Lineage: Eukaryota; Fungi; Ascomycota; Pichiomycetes; Serinales; Metschnikowiaceae
Exons: 1
Coding region: 1-834 (277 amino acids)
Source: RefSeq, a predicted model, not a curated record
AUGCUUCUUUUUACACUCUUCCCCGUCUUAGUGCUCGGUGUUUUGCAAAUUCACUUUGAAAAUUCUGACAACUUCUUCAAUGCCAGCAACGUUGCAUUAGGUCCUCCAGGCCAUGAAAUAAAGCCCGGCCACGUUUACCUGCCUGACGAAGGUCCCUACUUUGCCCUUGUGGAUGAUGAUUUUGUUUAUGAAGAAUCCUUUGGAGCAUUGCGCAGAUAUGUUGGUAAGCAGCAAGGUCUAGAAGAAAAGGAUAUCGCCGUGAUUCAUGUAAAUAUGGACGAGGUGGUGGCAGAGACACCUGAUGGCGCAACUUCCCCCAGCAGAAGUAUCCGUGGCGUUGACCUCAAAACAAAGCGCAGAGAAACUGGCGGUCAUAUCGAGGAACUCAAUGAGGCAUUGAGGGAGGUACCUGGGCUUAUCCAACGCAAGGUCCAAUACGGUAUCCAAGCUUUGGUUGUGGAGAUUGGCAGAGCCAUAUAUGGAGACUACAAAGUGCAGCUGGCCAGAGAAUUUACUGAGGGCGACUAUCUGUAUCGAAUCACCGUGGCUACACAGAAGAAUCAGCGUUCAGAAGCUGAAGCUGAAGAGGUGCUUGACUCUGUGGCUGCCUGGGCCACUGAGGAGCCUCGUCUUGGUAUUAUUGAUCUCGCUAUGGACGAGGAGUACGUGGCAGACGUUAUACUGCAAGCGUUGAAUCAAAAUAUUACACAUGGCUUCCUUAUUAGGAACUCACCCAGAUAUUGGCGGAGCUGUGUGCAAUUCAAGAGUGGUUCUCAUGACUUCAUGCCUUGCCCAAACAACUGGCUCAAUUUGGAAGCAUGGAGAGAUUAUUAA